Labeo rohita (rohu) is the source of this 1861-nucleotide messenger RNA. It is a transcript of the gene tlcd1, whose product is annotated as TLC domain containing 1. The record is from RefSeq and is a predicted model, not a curated record. The transcript is spliced from 4 exons. The coding region runs from base 456 to 1211 and encodes 251 amino acids. NCBI's taxonomy places the organism in Eukaryota, Metazoa, Chordata, Actinopteri, Cypriniformes, Cyprinidae. Gene Ontology annotation, cellular component: plasma membrane. Gene Ontology annotation, biological process: plasma membrane organization; regulation of membrane lipid distribution; phospholipid homeostasis.
UCACCCACACACGUACACACGGAUCCACUCACAGUUGACACGACUCUAUCGCUACAUGCACGGAGCGUUUGGCUGGAUUGUUGAAUACAGGGAGAUGGACACAAAAAGUUCCAGGGAAAGAAAUACAGCCGUCAUUCCUUUUUGUAACAUUCCUACAGAUCCAUUCAUCAUCAGCCAAUCAGUGUUUAGCAAACAGGUACUGUGACAGAUACCACACCUAUGACAGGCACCAGCACGUGGAGGAAAGAGAAGGUGGAGAAUAGAUACAAAGAGUUGUACUAGUGUAAGGAAGACUGUCACCAAUUACAAGGAAAAAAAAAAAAAAAAGACAGGGACCGGUUCAAGAAUUUGAAUGCAAUUCAUGUGGAUUCUUUUGGAAAGGGCACUUAGAUCAGCAAGGAAACAGCAUAACAAGGACUCACUGUCUGGGAGACACAGAAUAAAGAGUGUGGAGGAUGGACACAUGGCUGAAUGAAGUCCAGAAGCAUCCAGCCCUGUUUGUCUUGUGCUGCUCUGUGACCUUCAGGAUCCUUCACAGGUUCCUGCAGACUGUGCCCAGUCCCGGGACAGUGGAAACAGACCCGUGGAGGACGUGGAAAUGGAGGAACCUCUCAGUGUCACUCGUCCACUCAAUGCUGACUGGCAUCUGGGCUGUCGCCUGUGUCGUACAGCAUCCUGUGAUGGUGCAUGAGAUCCCCACCACCUUCACCCCGUCAGCAUACAUGCUAGUCGUCGUCUCAUCUGGCUACUUCAUUCAAGAUGCUGGUGACAUUAUCUUUAGUGGGUAUGCAAAAGCUUCUUGGGAGUUUUUACUUCAUCAUGUUAUGGUGAUCUGGUGUUUCCUGUAUGCGGUGUUCACUCAUCAGUAUGUGGCAGGUGCAGUAGUGGCUUUGUUUGUGGAGGUGAACAGUGUGUUCCUACACACACGUUUAUUGCUCAAACUGGCUAAGGUGGCCCCGAACUCUCACAUCUACACUGUUAACAAACUGUUGAAUGUGGUGACCUAUGUGACCUUCCGGCUUGGAGCACAGUUUUACCUCACCUGGUACCUCAUACACCACUACUCAUCGUUGGAUCAUGCCCUCUACUUCCUGACAACCAUGAUGCUCAUGAACAUCAUGAUUCUUAUCUACUUCUAUCGCCUUCUUCGAUCUGACUUCUUCAGCAAGGGGCAUCCUCAUAGUAGUGAGCAUAAAUUUGCUCAGGACUAAACCAACAGUCUAUCAAGGGACUGUUAACACGACAUAUACGCAUAGGAUGCCUGUAAUGAACGAGGAAACCCCACCAGAAAGAGUCUGAUGUGAAUCAGAGACAUUCAGUUUUCACUUGUUAUAAUAAAACUUAAACUCAUUAAAAAACUCAACUCAACUCAACUCAACAAAGGUUAAGAAGCCAAUUUAUUACCGAAGUGUUAGCACAGACACGUUUUAGGUGCAAAAAGUGAUCUUGCUCAGUGUUUUCCAGUACAGAUAUCUGCCAUUUCUUACAACAAGAAACAUUUACUUCAGCAAAAUGAUUUUAAAUUAAUGGAUUAACCCAGAAAUGAAAUUGUGCUGAAGGUUUAAUCACUUUGGUUCUUCAUGGAGACACAUUUGGAGAAAUGUAGCAUUACGUCACUUACGCACCGAUGGAUCAUCUGCAGUGAAUGGGUGCCCUCAGAUGGUCAAAAUUAGAAUUUACAGCUCAUAAAAACAUCACAAUAAUCCACUCCAGUUAAUUAAUGUCUCAUGAAGCGAAAAGCUGCAUGUUUGUAAGAAAUAAAUUCAUCAAGGCAUUUGAGAUUAAGCUCAAAAUAUGAGUCCUCUGUCCAUAACGCUUCAUCUGGUGAAAAAGUCCAUACUCUGUUGUCUUCUCCCAUCAA